CGCUUGGCUCUGCUCCGCUCCGCUCUCCUCCAGCCCUUGCCAGGCCCUUUCCCUGCCCGCAGCAGCUCCUCGGCUGCGCAGCGGCGGCCCGCUCGGCAGCUGCAAGCGACCAGAGAGGCGGCGGCGGCGCCGAGGAUGAAGUGCAAGCCGAACCAGACGCGGACCUACGACCCCGAGGGCUUCAAGAAGCGCGCCGCGUGCCUGUGCUUCCGCAGCGAGCGCGAGGACGAGGUGCUGCUGGUGAGCAGCAGCCGCUACCCCGACCGCUGGAUCGUGCCCGGCGGGGGCUUGGAGCCCGAGGAGGAGCCGGACGGCGCGGCGGUGCGCGAGGUGUACGAGGAAGCGGGAGUCAAGGGGAAGUUGGGCCGGCUGCUGGGAGUCUUCGAGCAGAACCAGGACCGCAAGCACCGGACCUACGUGUUCGUGCUCACCGUCACCGAGCUGCUGGAGGAUUGGGAAGACUCGGUCAACAUCGGCAGGAAGCGAGAAUGGUUCAAGAUCGAAGAUGCCAUCAAGGUCCUCCAGUGCCACAAGCCCGUGCAUGCCGAGUACCUGGAGAAACUGAAGCUGGGCGGCUCCCCGACUAAUGGAAACUCGGCCGCCCCGUCCCAGCCAGAGAGCGAGCCCUAAUGAACAGGAACCAUGCUCAAGAUUACACUGAAGUAAAAUCAUUGAUGUGAAUCCAGUAUUCAGUGGUAUUUUCAAGUUCACCGGAGUACUUUUAAGGUUCCCAAGGAGACCACUCAUCUGGUUUUCCUUCUACAUCUUGGAACACUCCUCCGUCUGUUUUACCAACAUUUUUGCUCUGGUUGUUGUACUAUUGUAUGUGAGCGGACUUAAUUCAGCACCUAUAGCCUUUUGUUGUGCUUUACUGAUGUGUCUGCCUUGUUCAUUAGACUAUUAUCUUUGAGAGCAACGACUAUUUUUCCUUAACUCUACGUAGCCUGCAUCCAAGACACUACUUGAAAUAUGGUUGGCAUCACUGGAGGUCUUUGAUUCAAUUCAUAUUUUGUAAUCUCUUUGUGGCAAACAUUUCCCUCCCAAUCUGGUGCUAGGAGAGUGUCUGCUGUCUAAGCACCAUGUGUGUGGCUUGUGUGUAACAGGUGUUUCGUAAUCAUUGCAGGACAGGUGGAGAUGAUCACCGAGAAGCAUUAGCACUCAUUCCUGUGUCAUACCAUACAUUGGCUGGCACAGUUUUAAUACUGUGCCAUCAUUUAGAGUAACAUUUUAUAGAGUUAGUCCUUCAUGUAACAACUUUAGUGUUUUUGUACUGUUAUUAAUUUGCUUAAAAUUCUAUUCAGAAGUAUCACUUGCUAUAAAGGUAAUUGUAAAAACACUACAAUCAAAUCCUAUUGUGAGUUUUUAUAAAAGUAAAUUUUAAAGUAAUAUACAAAUAAUACAUUUAAUUUUUUGCAAUGCUCUAUCUACUUCUUAAAUGUCAACAUUUCCUUGCAGAAAAUGCUGGGUUUUUUUAUUUUAAAGAUUCAAUAUUCUGUAAUAUUUAAUGGUGAACACAAAGAAAAGCUGCUUUUAAAGCAGUUUUUCAGACCUAUUUAUGCCAUUUAGUUGCCUAAGUGUCUUUUGCCUCUCACUGUUUCAGUUGGCUGCGGUUCUCAUCCCUUUUCUAGUACACCCAACUAGCUUCUGGGUACCACAUGCUUUCUGCAUGUAAAAUCGCAAAAGGCUGAGAGGGCUAAAUUGGUGUCACUUAGAAAGGCUUCAGGGAAAAAGACUGCUGUAAAGGGGAACACAAGAAGAAGAAUUUAAAUGAGGGAGCUUGGGUCAACUCUUCCCAGAAGAAGAGGUUUAUGGCAAAGACAUGGAAAUUUCACGGCGUUUUGCCACAGGGUGUGUGAUGUCAUUACUCUUUCUCAGCUCACUACAAGGGUUCCAAAGAGGUUCUAAUAUGGUUGUUGUGUUUUACCAUUAUAAACCAUUAUGUUGGGAAAGGCUUGAACUCCAGUUUAGUGUUAACACCCUUCCUCGUGCCGGUGAAAUGUAUUGUGUCCCCAUAUCUUACAGACUUUGAAAUAAAACUACAUCUUAUCAUUUACUGGAGUUUCUACUUGUGAUAUGUACUGUGGUUUUGCUUACUAAAGAAACCCUUAUCGUUUAGAGAACUGUACUGAAAAUUUACAGAUACGCUACUGUGAAUUGCUUCAAUAUAAUCAGGGUGGUAUAAGUUUGUAUAUAGAUGAAGCAAGAUUGGCUCUGAUUUGAUAAUCGUUGAAGCUGUGUGAUAGAUGUUUGAGAAUUCAUUAUUCUCUAUACUUUUGUAUAUGUUUGAAAUUUUCCAUAAUAAAAAUUGCAAAGAUGUA
This is a messenger RNA of Alexandromys fortis (reed vole), 2318 nucleotides long. It is a transcript of the gene Nudt11, whose product is annotated as nudix hydrolase 11. Gene Ontology annotation, biological process: diadenosine hexaphosphate catabolic process; adenosine 5'-(hexahydrogen pentaphosphate) catabolic process; diphosphoinositol polyphosphate metabolic process. The record is from RefSeq and is a predicted model, not a curated record. The transcript is spliced from 2 exons. NCBI's taxonomy places the organism in Eukaryota, Metazoa, Chordata, Mammalia, Rodentia, Cricetidae. Gene Ontology annotation, cellular component: cytoplasm; nucleus. Bases 136 to 630 code for a protein of 164 amino acids. Gene Ontology annotation, molecular function: diphosphoinositol-polyphosphate diphosphatase activity; endopolyphosphatase activity; bis(5'-adenosyl)-pentaphosphatase activity.